AUGAUCGGCGCAGUGCAUGUCUCAACCCUCGAGCCACAAGCUUUCGUCCUGCAGCGCUUUGCCAACAUUCCUGAGCUGGAGGCGUGUGUCCGACUGCUGUGUUGCGUGGAGCGACUCUGUGGACGUGGUAAUGCCGUUGAGGAGGGUGAGCCUCAGCAGCCGUUACGCAGACGAGGUGCAAGAGACCUCGAGGGGCCGUCGGGAAGUGAAGAUGGGAUACUUCCGGUGCCCGUUAGCCCUAGUCCAGCGUCGACAUCGUCGCAGGAAGACUCGUGCAAACCACCGCCCAGAAACUGCUAUCGUCUCAUUGUACUUGGCAGUGCACGAGUUGGCAAAACUGCCAUUGUAGCACGAUUUCUCUCAAACAAAUUCGAGGAGAGUUACACCCCAACGAUCGAGGAUUUCCACCGUAAACUGUACAGAAUUCGCGGUGAGGUGCACCAGUUGGAUCUCCUGGACACGAGUGGUAAUCAUCCCUUUCCUGCCAUGCGACGACUCUCUUUCCUGACUGGUGAUUUAUUCGUCGUGGUAUUCAGCAUGGACAGUCGCGAGUCCUUCGAGGAGGCAAUUCGACUACGUGAGGCAAUAUUGGAGACUAAAAUAAGCGCCAUACAAAGUGGAAAGACCAGAAGCAAAAGCCACCACAGCCUUAAGGUACCGAUGGUCAUCGUAGGUAAUAAAUGCGACCGUGAUAUAAAGGUCGUUACUGUUGAAGAGGCACAGCAGUACUGCGCAACCCAGGACGAGUGUUGUGUAUUUGUGGAGGUGUCAGCAAAACGUAACUAUCACGUUGAUGAACUUUUUUAUCAGCUCUUUGUUGUCGCUGGAUUGCCACUUGAAAUGGCACCAAAUCAUCACAGAAAAGUGCCAUUAACAUUCGGCUCACCGACAAUGCUACCACCCUCUCAGCCACGGCACAAGGCAACGUUAAGUAUUAAACGUCGGCUGAGUGAUGCCUGCGGCGUCGUAGCCCCCAAUGUACGACGUCCAAGCAUCAGAACGGACUUGAUGAUUAUGAGGACCAAAACGUGUUCCCUUGCUGCUGGAAAUGAGAAUAUUACACCUGGCUCCAGAAUUACCCUGAGGUCUUCGGAGCCAGCCAGGAGUUGCGCCAUUCAGUGAUAUAAUAUUAAUUAUUAAAUUAUUGUCAUGAUUGAAAUUGUGAGGAAACGAUGCCCCCCAUGGCUCGAAUUAUUUUAGGAUGUGAUGGGACAAUCGUCGAUUGAGGAAUAUAUAUUUUAAGCUCUUGGAGUAAUUAACAAGUUUUUAAAUGAGAGAGGUUGAGUCAUGUCGAUGAUUCUGUCGGAUUAUCUCGGUAGAGAGUGGGUAUAGGGGAAAUUUUCAUACGACAUUUUUUGUUGGAAAUUUUCUUGGCUACAAAAAAGUUUUAGUGACAUUUUUCUAUAGAACCAAUUGUUCAGGAGAUAAGAGCGAAAAUAGGGAAAACGACUGUUUAAUACCAUUCGGGAUUGUUUUUUUUCAUCUUUGUUGAGGGUUAAGUGGUUUUGCGAGUCAAACAGCUUGGAGCAGAGUGAUUAGCAAGAGUCAUUAGCCCUUUAAGGCAAUUUAACCCUCAACUCUAAACGUUCUUAAGGGUCGUUAGGCCCUCAAGACUAUUUGACCCUCAGGUAAAAACAAUUCAGGAAACUUUAUUUUUGUUUUUAGUUGAGAAUCAGAUGAUUUUGAGGGUCAAACUACGUUUUGGGACGUCUAGAAUUGAGGGUCCAGUGGUUUGAAGGUCAAACAACCCUUAGGAACGUUUAAGGUUAAGGGUCAAAUGAUCUUAAGGGUCUAACGAAUUAGAGCAGAGGGGGUUAUUUGACCCCUGAAUCUACACGUUCAAUUGUCAAGGGCCGUUCAACCCUUACUACCAUUUGACCCUCAACCAAACGUCCUUAAGAGUCUAAAACUAACUCACAGAACUUUUGGUUUUGUUUAGAGUUGAAUACAUUGUUUUGAGGGUCAAACGACCCUUAACGACGUUUAGAAUUGAGGGUUGAGAGUUGAAUGGUUUGAAGGUCAAGCAACCCUUAAGAACGUUUAAAGUUAAGGGUCUAACGAAUUUGAGCCGAGUGAUGAAAGAGGGUCAGUUGACCCUUCACCCACACGUCUUCAAGGGUUCAUUGAACCCUUACGACCAUUUGACUCUCAACUAAAUCGUGCUAAAUAGUCGUUUUUUCUGGUAUUCCGUUUCACCUCAGUCUCCCCAUUUUUCUUAUAAAUAUCUCUGGAUCUAAAAAAGAUGGCAGAUUUUUAUUCAAACAAAAAAAAAUUGAAAAAUGAA
Molecule: messenger RNA, 2284 nt
Organism: Diachasma alloeum
Lineage: Eukaryota; Metazoa; Arthropoda; Insecta; Hymenoptera; Braconidae
Product: dexamethasone-induced Ras-related protein 1
Exons: 7
Coding region: 1-1122 (373 amino acids)
Molecular function (GO): GTP binding; GTPase activity
Source: RefSeq, a predicted model, not a curated record